Molecule: messenger RNA, 327 nt
Organism: Parathielavia appendiculata
Lineage: Eukaryota; Fungi; Ascomycota; Sordariomycetes; Sordariales; Chaetomiaceae
Exons: 2
Coding region: 1-327 (108 amino acids)
Source: RefSeq, a predicted model, not a curated record
AUGUUUGUCCGGGGAUGCUGCUGCGGGGUGCUCGUGGCUUUCCCGGUCUGCAGAGGUGGAGCCUCUGGAUGGGAUGAACAGCGGUUCGUGUUAGAUUCGGAUGCGGUUCAGGCUUCGAAGGCGGACGAGUACGUCAAAGCUGUCACACAGCAGGUCCUCCAAGAAGGAGUCCUGGAUCAACGAUCAGGCGGGGGAGAAAAAGAGGCCCUCGAGGCGUCAAAGCGAAAGGCUCGAAGUGGAGUCGAAAGCAAGAAGCACGACUCGCAAGGAAAGAAAGGCGAAUAUUGCGUCGCAACGGGCGAGGAAAGGAAGCCGUCGGCUCGAUAA